Messenger RNA from Ylistrum balloti, 6758 nucleotides. Its product is annotated as inactive serine/threonine-protein kinase 19-like. Gene Ontology annotation, biological process: positive regulation of Ras protein signal transduction; protein phosphorylation. Gene Ontology annotation, molecular function: protein serine/threonine kinase activity. NCBI's taxonomy places the organism in Eukaryota, Metazoa, Mollusca, Bivalvia, Pectinida, Pectinidae. The coding region runs from base 220 to 1023 and encodes 267 amino acids. The transcript has 8 exons. The record is from RefSeq and is a predicted model, not a curated record.
UCUGAUGAAGAAAUGUAGUGAAAUUCCUGUAAAACAAAGUUUCUGGUUUUUAAAUUGUGGUUAUAUGAUAUUUUGAAAUAGAUUGGACACUAUGACAUUUUGAAAUUUACAUUUUGGAGCACAGUAAAAUAGUUUUAUAUGUUGUUAUCGAAAAGUUAUCGAGGGAAAGACCGUCGCCGCUUUCAUUGUCCAGUUGUGAAAUUCGAAACGUAACUAGUUAUGAGUCGGAAGAGGACUCAGGCACUACCUGAUAUAUAUAAACCAAAACGAAGAUUAUGUUCUGCCACAGCAUUAGCCAGUAAUGGCCAAACAGCAUCAAUCAAUACAACACAUGGAGAAAUCGGCGAUGUGAUUCUAAAUGACACCCAUACCUUCUUGAAUCGUCUGAAGGGUCUUUUCCCUGCUGACAAAUUUAAGUAUAAACUGCCACCUAUUGUCCUGAAGCAUCAGCUGUAUGGUAUGAUGAAUGAUCGUACCAAAGUAGACCAGGAGCUGAAUGACCUAAGAAAACAUGGAUUAAUCAAACUGUUCAAACUGGGAUCAGAGGCAGAUGAGUACUGCAUUUUGUUUACCAAUGACUAUGAGGAGCAUGUGAAGAAGACCAUGGUGUCUUUGGCUAUAAGUCCGAUCUUAAUUGAGAGAUUUAGUUCUAAUGUUGUCAGAAAAUGUCAAGAUGUCUGUGUGACAAAGGAGACACUCAUGAUGGAUUACAAAUUCUCUGACUUUGAAAUAACACAACUACUAAAAGCUUCUGUGAUAACUGUGAAAGAUAUCGGAAACUGGUGGUUGUCGAUUCCAAAUGCUGGCACAUUUAUGAAGUGUUUUCUGCGAGGCAGGAAAGCUGUCCUUACCAUGAUCAGGAAGUGUAAAUACAAAGAGAUACUUAGAAAGGAUCUAGAACAUCGAAAAUGGCCAAAGAUCUGUCGCUUGGGUUUGAUAUACCACGUACAUGAUAUAAUAGGAGGAGAGUUAGUUCACUGUGUGCAGACUACCUCAGGACAACUAUUAAGACUGAAAGAAUGACAGAAGGUUAUUUAUGUGGAAAGAAUGGCUGCAUGAUUGAGGGAAUCUCAAAGUUGUUUUUCAGGAGAGUGAACAAUGAAGAAACAGGUUGCAAGACACUUUGCGCCCGUUUACUUCAGCAAAGUUGUGAUAUUAGAAAUGUUAUAACACACUGAUAAUUUAUAGAUUUUAAACAGGGUCUAAUAUAACAUAUAAAUCAAUGCACUUUAAUAAUAUAAAGCUUAUGGGAACUUUUGUUCCAAAGAAUAGUUGUUACGAUUAUGCCUCCAUCAGUGAUAAUGAGCAGGUGAAUUGCUUGUCACAUUCACAACAAAUGGAAUAUUGUAUACCUUCUUCCUCAAUACUUUGAACCUUUGAUAUUUUACACUGUUUUUUUUUUUAGUUACUGCUUUCCCACAUAGGACAUGUUGUAAUGCACCUUAAACAUAUAAUUUUGGUUCUUAGGAAUCCAAAAUGUGUUAAUCAGGAAAUGUUUCUUGAUAUGAAAAGAGUCAAACUGAAGUAUUUUCUAUUGAACAUGUCUUGUUUCAGUCAUAUAGUAUGUUGUUUUUGAACAGAUGAAAGACAAAGGUUCUAGCGUAUUAUAAAAUAACAUUGUAUGUAUCAACACGUGUCACUUUUAACAUUAUUGAGAAUGGUUUAUUAGAACUUAUUUCAAUAUUUCACAUUUUCUACGACAGUGUACAUGGACUUUCCAUUUACAUUCUUUUAAAAGUCACAUAAUAUUGUUGUUUGUGUAGAGUGCCAAAGUUCAUUCAUCAGACAUUCAGAAUUGUUUUUCUCUAAAGAAGAAGAACUGGUGCUGGUGUUGUCAGUACAGUAGCUUGUUUUGUUCAUAUUUGGUAAGGAAUUUUUCAUUAUUAUUCAGCAAGAUAUAAUAGGUGCUAGCAUGAUAAUGUGUAUGUUGUAUCUAAGAAAAGGGGAGAUAAUUCAGGAUGAUGGAAUGCAAAGAGGCUAAACAGAUCGGCAGUAUGAAAGGAAUAAGACGAAAAAGUUUAACAAAAAGUAUUAUAGCUCUGACAUGGUUAAGAGUCUAAUAAAAUAUAUAUUAUUUGCCUCUGUUAGCUUACCUUUUGAAAGGCAAGUGAGGUUGGGGCAUGGUGUAGCAUUCUUUUUUGGUCUUUUCACCUAGCAUCGAUUAUUAUUAAGUGUUUUCUUAAGGGUGAAGAAUUGUAAAGCCAUACUGUUAAAGUGAUUAGAAUGCUAAAAUGAAGAUUUUUCAAAAAAAAAAAAAUGAACUCACCUACAUUCAAGAUCUUGAUGUUGAAAUGUGUGUAUUAGAAUGGUGUACAUCAACUUUUAAAGUUACGAGAGUAAAAUAAAUUUUGAAUCUUCAAACAAAGUAUCUAUUGAUAAAAUGUUCAGAUAAAGAUGCUGUUACUGUGAAGGUUGGAAAAUCACAGAAGUGAGAUGAGUUACAGGUCCACUAGAUCUCUUCGUGUUUUAUAGGUAAUACAGGCCCUCUUCAAUGUUCUAUAGUUUACGUUACUGUUGUUGACCAAAACCUGUUGUUCACUGCCUUUUUGUGUGAUUGUUAAAGGCUGUGGUUAUCUGUUGCUGACAGAGUUAUUUGUUCACUGACCGUUAAUCUGUUAUUUCUUCUGAAACUGUUUUCUGUCUGUCCUCCAGAUAUAUAAUUUUACAAGUUUAACAUAGUCGAGACAAAAGGAGAUGGGAUUGAUGGUAAGGGAAGCUGAAAAUGAAAGUUUUUUGGUUCAUAUGAAAGCCUAAUGAGCCUAAGGUGACAUCAGAAGUAAAAUUAUAUAUUUACUGUGAUAUUUCUUAAUUAUGCAUUAAUUUUAAAGGGACUGAAUGGUUAGAUUUUGUUAAGUUUUUCUGUGCGUUUGAUUUUGGGCAAGCAUUGUAAUACCUAAAAUUAGACAAUUCACAAAAAUCAUAGCACUUUUUGAGAAAAAUUGAUAAUGAUUAUCAGCUUCAAACUAACACAGGUCGACACUCACGGUUGUGUCUACAGACAUUUGCUGUUUUGAUCGGAGAUAGCCGAGUUUAUCACUUUACCUUUCCGAACCUCGUUUUAGCCUACCGCAUUGGUAUGAUUUCUAAAUCUUGCACCAUGCAAGUGCAAACACAUUGUUUACACUCUCCAAAUGAUAAUGAUAUGAAUAGUGAUGGGUCACUUCUAUUUUGUUUAAGUUUUUUGACAUUUUUGGUAACUUGCAAACUUGUAGAUAUUAUAAUUAGCAGAAAAUGCAUGACAUUUAACAGAUAAUGAAAUGUUAUAAUACUUUUUAUCAGUUACGAAAUGAACAUCUAAUCAUUUAGUCCCUUUAAUGCAUUGCUCUCAUUGUAAGAAAUAUUGACUUUUUUGUUCAUGUGUCCUUACAAGUCAGUCUUCCUUACUAGACAUGAUUUCUGUACACCAGUGCCCUUACCAGCCAAGUUAUCUGUGUAGUGGUGGCCUUACUGGGCAUCAUUUCUGUACACCAGUGCCCUUACCAUCCAAGUUAUCUGUGUAGAGGUGGCCUUACCAGGCAUCAUUUCUGUAUACCAGUGCCCGUACCAUCCAAGUUACCUGUGUAGUGGUGGCCUUACUGGGCAUCAUUUCUGUAUACCAGUGCCCAUACCAGCCAAGUUACCUGUGUAGUGGUGGCCUUACUAGUCCCUUUAAUGCAUUGCUCUCAUUGUAAGAAAUAUUGACUUUUUUGUUCAUGUGUCCUUACAAGUCAGUCUUCCUUAUUAGACAUGAUUUCUGUAAACCAGUGCCCCUACCAUCCAAGUUAUCUGUGUAGUGGUGGCCUUACUAGGCAUCAUUUAUGUAUACUAGUGCCUUUACCAGCCAAGUUAUCUGUGUAGAGGUGCCCUUACCAUCCAAGUUAUCUGUGUAGUGGUGGCCUUACCAGGCAUCAUUUCUGUACACCAGUGCCCUUACCAGCCAAGUUAUCUGUGUAGAAGUGGCCUUACUAGACAUCAUUUCUGUACACCAGUGCCCUUACCAGCCAAGUUAUCUGUGUAGAAGUGGCCUUACUAGACAUGAUUUCUGUAUACUAGUGCCCUUACCAUCCAAGUUAUCUGUGUAGUGGUGGCCUUACCAGGCAUCAUUUCUGUACACCAGUGCCCUUACCAGCCAAGUUAUCUGUGUAGAAGUGGCCUUACUAGACAUCAUUUCUGUACACCAUUGCCCUUACCAGCCAAGUUAUCUGUGUAGAGAUAUCCUGACUAGCCAGGCUUUCUGUGUACAGAUAUCCUGACUAGCCAGGCUUUCUGUGUAGAGAUAUCCUUACUAGCCAGGCUUUCUGUGUAGAGGUAUCCUUACUAGCCAGGCUUUCUGUGUAAAGGGUAUCCUGACUAGCAGGUUUUCUGUGUGGAGGUAUCCUGACUAGCCAGGCUUUCUGUGUAGAGGUAUCCUGACUAGCCAGGCUUUCUAUGUAGAGAUAUCCUGACUAGCCAGGCUUUCUGUGUAGAGAUAUCCUUACUAGCCAGGCUUUCUGUGUAGAGGUAUCCUGACUAGCCAGGGUUUCUAUGUAGAGAUAUCCUGACUAGCCAGGCUUUCUGUGAAGAGAUAUCCUGACUAGCCAGGUUUUCUGUGUAGAGGUAUCCUGACUAGCCAGGCUUUCUGUGUAGAGGUAUCCUGACUAGCCAGGGUUUCUGUGUAGAGAUAUCCUUACUAGCCAGGCUUUCUGUGUAGAGAUAUCCUGACUAGCCAGGCUUUCUGUGUAGAGAUAUCCUGACAAGCCAGGCUUUCUGUGUAGAGGUAUGCUGACUAGCAAGGCUUUCUGUGUAGAUGUGCCCAUACUAUCCAGAUUUACUAUGUAAAUUUGCUCAGUUUGUUUUUGGUUUUUUUUGUACUGGUGUACUUACUAGAAUGUUUUUUUGUGCGUAAGACCAACCAGCUGUUCUAUGUUGUCAUCAGAAGAUAUAUCUAAAACUACUAGCCAGAUUUUUUCUGCAUAAGUGUCUUUCAUACACAGGCAUUUAUAUUACAUUGUUUUAUAGCAAUAAAUCAUAUGGAAAGAGCAUUAAUGUUAUUAUAAUAGAACUGUUGUAUAUUGAACAGAAGUAUGUUGUAUAUAUUGUAAGCUGACCUUCACUAGUAUAGGUUAAGAUGUCAAUGCAGUAUUAUAGAUAUGGAUUUGUAAUGUCACCCGAUUGCUAAGUGACAAUUGUACCAUAAGCUGUAUCAUCUGGUAAAGGCCAGUUUGUUUGUUUCAGUUUUAUCAUGUUGAUUUACAAGGAUUUUUUAUUGGUACCUUCCACGCCUGUUUAUAACUACAGAUCUGUUGUUUUUGGUUUUAUUAUGCCCUUGUCAUUUCAGGGGAGGGGGUCAUGUAGUGUUACCCAUUUCCGUCCAUUGCAUCCCAGCCUAUUCCGAAACAGUGUCAUAUCUUGAGAAUCACUCAACAGAUUUGGUUCAUGUUUAUCUGAUAAUAUCCCAACACAUUUCAGAUUCAUGGAAUAUGCAUGACUUAGACCUGAUGUGUGAAACAUAACUACUGUCAAAUGUGUGAAGACUUCCAGGUGGUAAACUACAGUAUCAUGUCCACAGUUUGAAUCUAUUUAUAAACAGAAUUAGGAAAUUUAGUGCUAAAAUCUAUGUUAUUACACUUCAAAUAACAUCAUAUAUUUAUUGCUGGUAUAAUUAGGUAGAAUAUUUUCAUGGUAUUGUGUAUGUAAAAUUACUACUGUGGCCAUAUUUAGUACAUUGUAUACAUUUAAAGUAAUUUACCUUAAUUCAUAAAAUGCCCAGAAAUCAAAGGAUUGGCAAAAUAUAUUAGUAUUAUGAUAUCAUAUCAAUAGUUUGGCAUUCCUGAAAGUAAUGAGAUGGUUGUAUGUUAGCAGUGAAGACAUGUAAUGUAAGGUCAUAGGUCAAAUUGAACAUGUGACACAAGGUCAUAGGUCAUUAAGCUUGGACAUGAAUGUGAUACAUGGAUCACAGAUGAUGUUGAACAUUGUAAGAUCACCAGUCAUGGUGAACAUGUAUUUGUGUUUAGCAAUUGACAUUUUGCAAAGUGUCCUCUUGAUCAAAAUAUUGUAUGAAAAUUGAAUACCAAAUUUGCUAAGGUGAAUUUGACAUCUUCCAUGAAGCUAGAAAUGAGAUGUAAGGUUGCAAGUCAUUGUGAACUUGUAGUUGAACAUCAUUGCUCAAGUUGACCAUGUGACAUAUGAGGUCACAGGUAAAGGUGAACAUGUGAUGUAAGGCCAGAGGUCAAAGUGAACAUGUAAUUAGAGAACACUAGUCAAAGUGAACAAGUGAACAAGUGAUGUGAGGUCAAAGGUCAUGCUCGAUCUAUGGCAUACAAGGUUACAGAUCAAGAUGAACAAAUGAUAUGAGGUUCUACAGCUCAAGAUAGAUCUCUGGUGUGAUUGAUAAUGUUAAAUAAAUUUGAAAGUGAAAAUGUACGUGUAAGAAGAGUUGGAUGUGCCGAUAUACCUUAUAUUUAUUGUGUAUCUGAAUGUAGAGAUGCUGAAGUUGUUAAAUGUGAGGUAGUAUUUAAGAAAGUAUCACUUAGACUGAGAUUGAAAGAAAAAAUAAUUUGUUUACUUUUUAUAGCAUAUAUUUAUGUGUAAGUAGGUGAUUAACAGAUCUACAGAGAAAUCACUGGGAGGUUAAUUCAUGCACUUAGGUUAUUGUAGAUAUAUGUUCAAGUGUUUUUACUGAGGUAUUGUUGUGUAGCAUUAUCAAGACUUCUGGUAUAUUGAAAGUUACGGUACAAGUCCUAAACCAGUCCAAACACCUGCCUUUGUUUGAAACUAUAUGAAUAAAAGUCGUUUGAAAA